CUCUCUCUCUCCCACUCUCCCUCCCUCUCUCCCAAAGUGAACAAAAAACUACCACUUUAUGUUACACAUCAAGAAGUUUUUUGUGAAAUUAAUCAUGAAACAAAAAAAGUAACACAACAUUAUAUUUUUUAUGUCUUACCAAAUUAAAUAAUUACUGCAACGCAACGGUAAUUUAAAAUCAUGCACGCAUGCAUGCAGAAUUGCAUGGUUAAUUAACUAACAAUAUUUUUUUUUCAAAGGAUCAUCAAUUUUGAACUUUCAUGCAUGCUAUACAAUGGAAGGCUUAGAAGAUUUCACAAAUGAAGAACUAGAAGAAUAUCAAAACCAAAAGAAAAAAACAACAAAAUCAAAAAGAAGACAAUUAGGUCUAUCAUGCAUGUUAAGCACUGAAGUUGGUGCUGUUCUAGCAGUGAUACGUCGUUAUCCAGAAUUCACACCUCUCUACAACAUAUCUCCUUCUGAUGAAAACUAUGAUUCUUCCAUUGUUUCUUCAUUGAGAUCUCUUCGUUCUCUCAUUUUCAAUCCUCAACAAGAAUGGAGAACCAUUGAUCCUUCAAUAUAUUUAUCUCCUUUUCUUGAUGUUAUACAAAGUGAUGAUGUUCCGGCUUCUGCUACCGGCGUUGCGCUUUCGUCUAUACUUAAGAUUCUUAAGUUUCAAGUGUUUGAUGAUAAGACUCCGGGUGCGAAAGAAGCGAUCGAAUCAAUUGUUUCAGGGAUUACUAAUUGUAGGCUUGAGAAAACUGAUCCUGUUUCUGAAGAUGCUGUCAUGAUGAAGAUAUUGCAGGUUUUAGCAGGGAUAAUGCAUCAUAAAGCUUCAAUCUUACUCACUGAUCAAUCUGUUUGCACACUAGUUAAUGCAUGUUUUCAAGUUGUUCAGCAAUCUGUGAACAGAGGAGAUUUACUACAAAGAAGUGCAAGAUACACAAUGCAUGAACUUAUCCAAGAUGUGUAUGCAAGGUUACCUGAGAUUGAUAUUAAGGAUAAUAGAGAAGGAGAUUCUGAAUCAGACAUAGAAGAAGAUGAUGAUGAUAAUAGUAGUAUGGAACAUUCUGGUUAUGGAGUUAGGUGUUGCAUUGAUAUAUUUCAUUUUCUAUGUUCUUUGUUGAAUGUUGUUUCUAUAGUUGAGGCAGAUGGACCAACUACUCAUACAGCUGAUGAAGAUGUUCAGAUUUUUGCUUUGGUUUUGAUUAACUCAGCUAUUGAAUUGAGUGGUGAUAAGAUAGGGAACCACCCUAAACUUUUGAGGAUGAUUCAAGAUGAUUUGUUUCAUCAUUUGAUUUAUUAUGGAAGUUGGUCUAGUUCAUUUGUCCUGUCUAUGAUUUGUAGUACCGUUUUGAACGCCUAUCACUUUCUUCGAGGGUUUAUUCGUUUCCAAUUAGAAGCAUUCUUUGGACAUGUACUAAUAAGGAUUGCAACACUUGGAAGCACAAUUCAUCUUCAAGAAGUAGCAGUAGAAGGGAUAAUAAAUUUCUGCAGACAACCAACAUUCAUAAUUGAAGUUUAUGCAAACUUUGACUGUGAUCCAUGUUGCAGAAAUGUGUUUGAAGAAGUUGGAAGAUUACUUUGCAAGCAUUCAUUUGCAAUAAAUGGUCACUUAACAAGUUUACACAUUCAAGCUUUUGAAGGACUAUUGAUUAUGAUUCACAACAUUGCUGAUAACAUUGACAAAAUUGACGAUUCAACACCUUUAGGUCCUUACAAUACUCAAUUGAUUGAGUAUACACCUUUUUGGGAGGACAUCGAAAAAGACGAUGACUUAGAAACUUGGGUCGAACAAGUUCGUGUCAGGAAAGUGCAAAAGAAGAAAUUACUUAUAGCAGCGAACCAUUUCAAUAGAGAUAAUAAAAAGGGUCUAGAGUACUUGAAGCAUGCUAAGUUAAUAUCUGAUCCUCCUGACCCAAAGGCUUAUGCUUAUUUCUUUCGUUACACGCCUGGCCUAGACAAAAAGGCGAUAGGCGAAUAUCUUGGUGACCCUGAUAAUUUUUACCUACAAGUUCUUAAGGAAUUCACAGAAACUUUUCUUUUUAAUGGGAUGAUUCUUGACACUGCAUUGAGAUUUUAUCUAGAGAGUUUUUGGUUACCGGGCGAGUCACAAAAGAUUCAACGUGUGUUAGAAGCGUUUUCGGAGAGAUUCUUUGAUCAUCAAUCAUCUGAUUUAUUUGCAAGCAAGGACACUGUUCUUAUCUUAUGCUAUUCACUCAUCAUGCUUAACACUGAUCAACACAAUCCACAAGUUAAGAAGAAAAUGACAGAAGAAGAGUUUAUCAGAAACAAUAGAGCAAUCAAUGCAGGACAAGAUUUGCCUAGAGAGUAUCUUUCUGAACUUUUUCAAUCUAUUUCUAACAAUGCAAUUGCACUUGCUCAAACUAUUGUGUCAUUAGACAUGAGCCAAAGCAAGUGGAUUCAGCUCAUAAACCGAUCCAAAGUAAUGCCGAGUUUCAUACAAUGCGAAUUCGACCGUAGAAUGUGUAGAGAUAUGUUUGCUUGUAUUGCAGGUCCUUCAGUAGCCGCUCUUUCGUCGUUUUUUGAGCAUGCAGAUGAAGAGGAACUUAUGCAUGAGUGCCUUGAAGGGUUAUUUUCGGUUGCGAGAAUUUCUCAAUAUGGAUUAGAAGACACACUUGAUGAACUGAUAACAUCUUUUUGCAAAUUCACAACAUUGCUAAAUCCUUAUGCUUCAACAGAAGAGACCAUGUUUACAUUCAGUCAUGAUUUGAAACCAAGACUGGCAACAGUUGCUAUUUUCACUUUGGCGAACGAUUUUCGAGACUCGAUUCGAGGAGGAUGGAAGAACAUAGUAGAUUGCUUGUUGAAACUCAAAAGGCUCAAAUUGCUACCACAAUCUGUCAUUGAUUUCGAGGCGUCGAUAGAUGCACCAACAACACCUGAAUCAGGUGCCAUUUCUCCAACUGAUGAUCAUAAAUUUGGCGCUCAUCGGUUUCCUAGCAUCAUGACUCGUCUGUCGCUUCUUUCGCAUGAAAACGAAGAUGGUUUAACACUUGGUAGUGAAUUUGAACAGAAUCUCAAAAUGAUAAAAAUGUGCAGAAUUGGUAGCAUCUUUAGUAGUAGUUCAAACAUUCCUACAGGUUGUUUACAAAACCUUGGAAGAUCAUUGAUAUUUGCAGCCGCCGGAAAAGGCCAAAAGUUUAGCACACCGGUUGAAGAAGAAGAAACUGUUGGAUUUUGUUGGGAUGUAAUCACUGCAAUAUCUUUAUCUAAUGUUCACAGAUUCCAACUAUUUUGGCCAAAUUUUCACGACUAUCUCCUAGCAGUUGCUCAAUUUCCAAUGUUUUCGCCGAUUCCAUUCGCUGAAAAGGCUCUAUUAGGCCUUCUCAAGGUAUGUCUCAAGCUAUUUUCAACACCAAGAGAAGACAAACUAGCCGAGGAACUUAUUUUCAAGUCCAUAACUUUAAUGUGGAAACUCGAUAAAGAAAUACUCGACAUGUGUCACGAGAUCAUAUCGCAAUCGAUGUGCAAAAUAAUCAUCGAAUACCCUGCAAACCUGCAGACUCAAAUUGGAUGGAAGUCAGUGUUGAAUUUGUUAUCAGUUGCAUGGAGACACCCGGAAACUUACGAUAUAGGAAUCGAGGCCUUAAUAUCAUUAUACUCUGAUGGCACUUAUUUGACACGAAUGAAUUACGCGUACUGCAUAGAUUGCGCUUUCGGUUGCUUCUUAGCCAAGAAUAGUCCAAUAGAGAAAAAAAAGAAAAUAUUGGAUCUUUUAGCUGAUUCAGUAAACUUGUUGAUUCAAUGGCAUAGAACACAAUAUUCAGAUCCAGGUAGUAAUGUUAGUGCAGCAAGUAACACAAGUAGUUCAUCCAUUGAAGACAGUUUUAGAGGCUCUUCAUCUCCAAACUAUAACAUGACUCUUUUUGUGAAACUCGGUGAAGUGUUUCGAAGAACAAGUUUAUCAAGACAAGAAGAGAUAAGAAACCAUGCAGUUUAUUCACUUCACAAGAGUUUUAACUUAGCUGAAGAAAUGCUAUAUACAUCGUCAAACUGCAUAAACUAUUUCAACCUUGUGAUAUUUGCUAUGGUUGAUGAGUUACAUGAGAAAAUGUUGGAAUAUUCAAGAAGGGAAAAUGCUGAGAGGGAAAUGAGAAGUAUGGAAAGUACUCUCAAACUUGCAAUGGAACUAUUGUCACAAAUGUACUUACAAUCUUUGAGACAAAUUUCUGAGAGUCCUGGAUUUAGAGCAUUUUGGUUAGGAAUAUUGAGGAGAAUGGAUACAUGCAUGAAAGCUGAUUUAGGACAUUAUGGUCCUUCAUCAUUGAAUGAAAUUGUUCCUGAUUUGUUGAAAAAGAUUAUAACACAAAUGAAGGAAGAGGGUUAUUUGGAACCUAAAGAAGAUGAUGAUAUGUGGGAGAUUACUUAUAUUCAGAUACAAUGGAUUUGUCCUCCUCUCAAGGAUGAGUUAUUUCCAUUGUAGACAUAUGACAUCAAAUUAAUAAGACAUGAUUUUCAGCUGUAUUGCCAUUUUCACUCGAGAGGAUACCUCAAUUUUAUUUCACAUUCUAUUAUUUUAUAUUUUCUAUCAGGCUGGAUAUGAAUGAACUCUUUGCCAAAACAUACUUUCAAUAGUAAUUAUUUUUUUUGAAAGAU
Cicer arietinum (chickpea) is the source of this 4599-nucleotide messenger RNA. RefSeq names its product ARF guanine-nucleotide exchange factor GNL2. Gene Ontology annotation, biological process: regulation of ARF protein signal transduction. Gene Ontology annotation, molecular function: guanyl-nucleotide exchange factor activity. Lineage: Eukaryota; Viridiplantae; Streptophyta; Magnoliopsida; Fabales; Fabaceae. The record is from RefSeq and is a predicted model, not a curated record.